This is a messenger RNA of Paraphaeosphaeria sporulosa, 1853 nucleotides long. RefSeq lists its product as uncharacterized. The record is from RefSeq and is a predicted model, not a curated record. Gene Ontology annotation, biological process: positive regulation of translational termination; positive regulation of translational elongation. Gene Ontology annotation, molecular function: RNA binding; translation elongation factor activity; ribosome binding. NCBI's taxonomy places the organism in Eukaryota, Fungi, Ascomycota, Dothideomycetes, Pleosporales, Didymosphaeriaceae. Bases 1 to 1581 code for a protein of 526 amino acids. The transcript is spliced from 4 exons.
AUGGCGCUGCUCAUGCCAUGCGCUGCUGCUUUCGCAAGGAUUGGCGGAAGCCCAGGUGCUGUUCCGAUCCCGUUCAGUGUCUUCCCGUCCAGCUACAAGAACGUCAGCAAGGACGCUGUAAAGGAAUCGACAAAGGUCCAGGUAGAAGCAAAGGCAGAGCUACCAAAGGCAGGACGGGAAGGUCACUCUGAACGUCAGGAAUCCUUCUCAGUCCACGUCAAUCAGCCUGCUGAGCGACCUGUUGAACACCGCGAAACCUACACCGAGGACGUCCGUGUUUUUGAAGACCGCCAGCGCCGCCCCCAGCAGCACCGCGAGGAAGUCCACAUCCACGAGGAGCACCGCUACCGACAGCCUGAGCAGUCCCGCCGCACCGAACGUGUAGAGGUUGACAUCCACGAGCACCGCGACUCCCGAGACCGCUACCCAUCCCAACGUCCUAUCGUCGGAUCCCAGUCCACGACCUACGAUCGCGACUUCAACGCAGUCCGAGGUGCCCAACCCGACUACGCUACUACCCAGGUUGACGUUUCCGAGCGUCAAUUCCGCGAGCGUACCCGUCCCAUCGUCGGUGGUUACGCACACGAGUCCCACAACCUCAACACCCAGCCCAACUUCGAGCAGGCCUCCAGCUACCGCAAGGAGUCCUUUGGCGCCAAGCACGACACCUACCCAUCCCAUCGGGAGGUUGACGCAGUCGACAGCCGCUACCCUCGCCGAGAGGAGGUUCGAGUAGAAACUACUCGUUCCACGGUUGACGCCCCCAAGAAGUUCAAGCGUGAUAUGGGAUAUUACGACGACGACGGCCACUACCACUCGUUCCGUCACGGUAUCAAGGAAGCUGCCCACAAGGUCGCUGAUCACAUCGCUCACCCCAUCCACGGUUCCCGCCACCACCACUCCCACGACCACUCGUCCAAGGCUUCCCAGCACAAGGAUAUCCGCGAGGACAUCGUAGUCAAGGAGAAGUACACUACCACCUCCGCUCCUGCCCCUACCCACUUCCGUGACACUCACGUUCACGCCCCUGCUCCCCGUGCUCCCGCUCCCGCUCCCGCGCCUACCUACCGUCCUUCCGCCGGUCCUUCAGUCGUCUCCAGCAGCAAGACCGUCACCACCCGCAAGAUGGCUCCUCCCAACACCAUUACCAUCCCCUGCCACCACAUCCGCAUUGGCGAUCUCCUGAUUCUUCAGGGCCGCCCUUGCCAGGUCAUCCGCAUCACCACCUCCUCCCAGACUGGCCAGCACCGCUACCUCGGUGUUGACCUGUUCACCAAGCAGCUCCAUGAGGAAUCCAGCUUCAUCUCCAACCCGGCCCCGUCCGUCGUUGUCCAGAACAUGCUCGGCCCUGUCUUCAAGCAGUACCGUGUUCUUGACAUCCGUGAGGAUGGCCGUGUUGUCGCCAUGACCGAGACUGGUGACGUCAAGCAGGGUCUCCCCAUCCUUGACCAGAGCAACCUUCUCCAGCGCCUGACCGAGUCCUUCGACAACGGUCGUGGCAGCGUCCGCAUCUUGGUUAUCAACGAUGAGGGUCUCGAGAUGGCCGUCGACUACAAAGUCGUUCACGGCUCCCGGUUGUAGAUGACUUCAUCCUGUCAAUGGUCGCAUUUGAGCUUGCUGUACGUGUCACGAAACGCCUCGGAGCUUGGACCUAGUCGGCCUUGUCAUAUCAAAUUGUGUUCAUAUAUUCUCUUCGCUUUGAUCACCUGACUGGGCUCACUGCCACCUCGCUGCGGGUUUGCCUGCGGCAGGUGCUGCCUUUUUGCAUAGCAAUUGGCGCAGGGAUCUACGGCUCAUGGAUGGGAAAACGAAGUACAUCUGUGGAUAGUUAAUGGAGUCUUUGCUUAUAUCUU